Messenger RNA from Periconia digitata, 726 nucleotides. The record is from the annotation of a GenBank genome assembly. NCBI's taxonomy places the organism in Eukaryota, Fungi, Ascomycota, Dothideomycetes, Pleosporales, Periconiaceae.
AUGCUCUCGGCAAGGAAUUGCGCGUAUCUUGACUUGGGGUUGUGGAUACCACACUCGGUCUUCUGCUUUCCCUUCCACCUGCCAGAGCGCUCAUCCUCGCCUGCGGCCACAGGCUGUGUCGAGUGCCAGUCGCCUACACUCUUGUAUCCCCGGUCGAGAAGAACGUUGUAGGGAACCUUGUUGGCCCGAGUCGUCCACUUCGAUUAUGUCGAGGUCGCCACGCUUGCCGCCUUGGCUCUUCCUCCGUCCGGUGAGCACGGCCUUGACUUGGAGCUCAGAGUUGGCGCGCUGGAGUGGUUCCACCUUGGCAACAUAGUCGUACAUCUCAUCCUUGGUCUCCCACAGCUUCUCACCAUACUUGGCGUUGAAGUCUUCGACAGUCUGGCAGCCGCGGGGUUUGUAGACGUGGAUGGGCGUGCCGUAGCGUCUCCGGACACGGUCGACCAGAGCAAGAGUCUCGUCAAAGUGGAAUAGAGUGUCGAGAAAGAUAAGAUCGAUGUUGUGUUUGAGCGGGCCGUCGAGUUUGGAGAGCAUGUCCAGGGUGACCAAGCCAGUCAAGCCGAAGGCCGUGGUUUGGUAGAGACCAGGCAGCGAUGCAAUGCACCAUUUCAAAACAUCUACACGGGUUAGUUUGACAAAGACUACAUUCAGAGCAAGGACAUCGUACCCUGAGGCUCGAGCUGUUGCAGUUGGGCGUUCAAGAAUUUGAGGUGCGGCUUGCUGAAG